Megalobrama amblycephala (Wuchang bream) is the source of this 1491-nucleotide messenger RNA. RefSeq names its product forkhead box D7 (gene foxd7). Gene Ontology annotation, molecular function: DNA-binding transcription factor activity, RNA polymerase II-specific; RNA polymerase II cis-regulatory region sequence-specific DNA binding. The transcript has a single exon. Gene Ontology annotation, biological process: regulation of transcription by RNA polymerase II; anatomical structure morphogenesis; cell differentiation. The coding region runs from base 239 to 1162 and encodes 307 amino acids. NCBI's taxonomy places the organism in Eukaryota, Metazoa, Chordata, Actinopteri, Cypriniformes, Xenocyprididae. The record is from RefSeq and is a predicted model, not a curated record.
CGAUGGACAUUGUUGCUGUGUACGCAGCUCUCCAGACCUCCUGCGCUCGAAUGUUGAGGAUCCCUGUGCGGCCGAAUUAAAUCUCGUGUUGAUACAGCGUGCUCGUCUCUUUAUAAUCCAUCUUCCAGAGUGUUCUGAGGAACCAGGAACAGACCUUUCCGAGUGUGAGAGAAUUUAAGACUCGCGCGUGACCAUCUGCUUGUUUGGAACCCGUCUCGUGGACUCCAACUUGUGGAUUAUGACCCUGGACACUGAUUUAAUGGAUGACCUUUUUGUCGACGUGGUUGGAGAAGGUGGCAAGGAGUCUGGAGACGAACAUCUUUCGACCUCCUCUCUUUCUGCUUCCGACCAGGUGCAUAACAAGGGGGACAAGGACCACGUCCCCUCUUCCAUAUGUCCCUCAAGUUCGAGCAAAAGCCCUUCGGUGAAACCGCCCUAUUCCUACAUCGCUUUGAUCACCAUGGCGAUCCUCCAGAGCCCAAAGAAGCGUCUCACCCUCAGCGAGAUAUGCGACUUCAUCAGCCACCGGUUCGCGUACUACCGAGAGAAGUUCCCAGCCUGGCAGAACUCCAUCCGACACAAUCUCUCCCUAAACGACUGCUUCGUGAAAAUGCCACGAGAGCCGGGUAAUCCCGGGAAAGGGAAUUACUGGACUCUGGAUCCCAAUUCAUCGGAUAUGUUUGAGAACGGAAGUUUCCUGAGGAGGAGGAAGCGAUUUAAACGGCAGCACUUCAAAUUUGGGGUGUUCAAAGAUCAAGCGCUGCAGCCGAGUGCUUUCCCGAAUCUCAGCUACGGCGCGUACGGGCUCAGCGCGUCCUGCGCUCACUUACCGGGGCUGGAUAUCUACCCGUUUGGCUUCCAUCAACCCAUCGGUGUUCCACCUGUUGGCGGCAUUUUACCGGCCUUGUCCACGCUUUUUUCAAGGAACUCUGUCGCAGCCAAGUCUUUCCCACAGUCCCAAACAGUGGCCAUCGAGCCUGUCACCCCUGGCCUCGCCUGCGCAAUGGCCCCGACCUCUCCAUACGCGUCCUCAGCACUGUUCAAUCCAGUGGGCUUCCCUCGGGUCCUCAAUUUUCAGUACGAAUACCAGAAGCUACAAAAUGUGCACAGCCACGUGGAUUUGUCCACUAAACACAGACACCUGGCUAGUGUCAAUGACUAACAUCGCAUAUUUGGACACGAAACUUAUUUUUUUCUCAGGAAUUAUUUCAUUUAUCCCGAGGUGUAUAAGAGUGUGUAGAACAUCGCGUCGAAUGUUUGCGAACAUUUUAACGAACUUUUGAGUUUAUUUUCUGUCAGGAAAGAAUUCAGUGAGUGUAUUUCUGUUACAUGCUGAAAAUUCUUUUUGAUGCAUGUUAUUUUAUUGGAAUGAUUAAAUAUCGAAUGAUUCAACUAGGCUAUUUAAAUGACGAAUUUCCUUUUCGCAUUUUGACGGAAAUAAAACUGACAUUUGUAAAUGCACAAUAAAAGUCGUGAUUCUUAAUUUAUUCA